Dendrobium catenatum is the source of this 2702-nucleotide messenger RNA. RefSeq names its product probable metal-nicotianamine transporter YSL6. The coding region runs from base 211 to 2238 and encodes 675 amino acids. NCBI's taxonomy places the organism in Eukaryota, Viridiplantae, Streptophyta, Magnoliopsida, Asparagales, Orchidaceae. Gene Ontology annotation, molecular function: oligopeptide transmembrane transporter activity. Gene Ontology annotation, cellular component: vacuolar membrane. The transcript has 7 exons. The record is from RefSeq and is a predicted model, not a curated record.
UUUAACAUUUCUAUGGCCCGAGAAAGAAGGCACUGCCUUGAAGCAUUUAAUAUCUAGCUUCGUCUCCGCCGCUGUUCCUCUUAGAUCACCUUCGUCUUCUUAUCCCCAAUUCCCCUCCUCUUCGUUUGGAUCUCUUUCUUCCUCUUACCAUCUGUACCCUUCUCUCCCGAAUCUGAAGCCCUAAGUGAGAGAAAGAGGAGGGGCUUGGGGAUGGGAACUGAAGAGUCGACGCUAGAUAUAACGGAGCCACUGCUACCUCCGUCGAGGGCGGAAGCAGGCCAAGACCUCGCCGAUGGUUACGAGAUGCUCCCACACUGGAAAGAACAGAUAACGCUGAGGGGCUUGGUCGUAAGUGCUUUGCUUGGCUGCCUGUUCUGCAUUAUAACCCACAAACUCAACCUUACUGUCGGCGUAAUUCCGUCUCUAAAUGUUGCUGCUGGUUUGCUGGGCUUCUUCUUCGUGAGGAGCUGGACGGGGAUUCUUGAGAAUAUCGGUUUCCGGGUUGCGCCAUUCACGCGGCAGGAAAAUACCGUCAUCCAGACUUGUGUGGUUGCUUGCUAUGGAUUGGCCUUCAGCGGGGGUUUUGGCUCUUAUAUGCUUUCUAUGAAUCAAAGGACCUAUGAACUCAUAGGAAAGGAUUAUCCUGGUAACAGGCCAGAGGAUGUGAAAAAUCCUUCCCUGGGGUGGAUGAUAGGUUUCAUGUUUGUUGUUAGCUUUCUAGGACUCUUCAGUCUUGUUGCACUUCGAAAGGUGAUGGUAAUUGACUACAAGCUUACGUACCCUAGUGGAACAGCCACAGCUUUGUUGAUUAAUAGCUUUCAUACCAAUGCUGGAGCUGAGCUUGCAGGGAAGCAAGUUCGUUGCCUUGGAAAAUACCUCAGCCUAAGCUUCUUUUGGAGUUGCUUUAAGUGGUUCUUCAGUGGUGUCGGGGAUUCCUGUGGUUUUGAUAAUUUUCCCACCUUGGGUCUCACAGCAUUUAAUAAUACGUUCUAUUUUGAUUUUAGUACAACAUACAUUGGAUGUGGUCUUAUUUGUCCGCACAUAGUUAAUUGUUCUGUUCUUCUUGGAGCCAUAUUAUCUUGGGGAUUUCUUUGGCCGUUUAUUAGUAAGCGUGCAGGAGAUUGGUAUCCAGAUAAUCUUGAAAGCAAUGAUUUUAAAGGACUUUAUGGUUACAAGGUUUUCAUUGCUAUCUCUCUUAUACUUGGGGAUGGUCUCUACAACUUGGUCAAAAUAAUUUACAUAACCAUCAAGGAAAUGGUGAAUGCACGAUCACAACGUAAUGCUCUUCCUCAUGUUGCAAAUCAAGAAGCUGAGAACCACAAGCUGUCAGAGGAGAAGCUCCGGAAUGCAACCUUUGUCAAAGAUAGCAUCUCCUCUUGGUUUGCUGCCUCAGGCUACAUCGCCCUGGCUGCUAUAUCCACUGCAACAAUUCCCAUUAUUUUUCCUCAGUUGAGAUGGUAUCUAGUCCUUGCUUGCUAUCUUGUUGCCCCAGCUCUCGCAUUCUGCAACUCUUAUGGCACUGGCCUCACCGACUGGAGUCUUUCCUCGACUUACGGCAAGAUAGGCCUUUUCACCUUCUCCGCACUUGUAGGUUCUAAUGGCGGCGUCCUUGCUGGCCUUGCUGCUUGUGGUGUCAUGAUGUCUAUCGUCUCCACUGCUGCCGAUCUAAUGCAGGAUUUCAAAACUGGUUAUUUAACACUCUCGUCACCACGGUCAAUGUUCGUUUCUCAGAUCAUAGGUACAGCCCUGGGCUGCAUCAUUGCACCGCUUACUUUUUGGCUUUACUGGUGCGCAUUCGACAUUGGGUCGCCUGAUGGGAUGUACAAGGCUCCUUACGCCGUUAUAUAUCGUGAAAUGGCCAUUCUCGGGAUCGAGGGCUUCUCUGCACUUCCGAAGCACUGUCUCGAGAUCUGCUGCUUGUUUUUCGUUAUGGCUAUUGUGAUAAACUUUCUAAGGGAUAUUACACCGGCGCAUAUAUCUGCUUAUAUUCCAAUUCCAAUGGCUAUGGCUGUGCCUUUCUAUAUCGGGGCUUAUUUUGCGAUAGAUAUGUUUGUUGGGACAGUUAUUCUGUUUGUGUGGGAGAGGAUGAACAAGGAGGAGGCUGAUGACUUUGCUGGUGCAGUAGCUUCUGGGCUUAUAUGUGGUGAUGGUAUCUGGACUAUCCCUUCAGCCAUUCUAUCCAUCUUCAGAAUUAAUCCGCCAAUUUGCAUGUACUUUGGACCAGCUUCUUCCAGCUGAUUUAGGUGUUGCCAAGUCUUCCAACGAGCUGGACCGAAUUGAUCCCUUACUUUUUUUAAAAGGUUAAAAUAAUCCGACAUUAUAAAAAUAUCAAUUUGAUCCCUUGAUUUUUUAGAUAAGAAUCAAAUUAAUCAUUUGUUGGAUAUAAGUUAGGUCCUUAUUUAAAAAAUUAAGGGAUUAAAAUAAUAUUUUUAAAUAGUCAAGAAUUAUUUUAAUCUUUUGUAAUUAGUCAAUGGAUAAUUUUGGUCCAUCUCUCUCUCUCUCUCUAUAUAUAUAUAUAAACUUUCCUAUGCUGGUAUGGUGUAGACCAGUCGCAAUGAGCCUUGUGAAGUAUUACAUGUUAUCAAGAGUGAUAAAAUAUGGCAUAAUGUUGUUAUUACAAAAAAACGUUAAUUGAUCACUUUCUUUGGCUUCUGAAUUGUUAUUUCAAAUUAUAUAGAAAUGUCUAUAGAGUUUUUCCUGUA